This is a messenger RNA of Closterium sp. NIES-67, 3016 nucleotides long. NCBI's taxonomy places the organism in Eukaryota, Viridiplantae, Streptophyta, Zygnematophyceae, Desmidiales, Closteriaceae. The record is from the annotation of a GenBank genome assembly.
CCCACGAGGAACUUAUGCGCGAGUCGCGCCAGCUAGCUACCAAAGCGCGAUUCGCCCACCACAUCGACCAGACCGCCAUGGUCGCCAUUUGUCGCCUCCGUCGCUCAUCCGCUGUCGCACGCCCUGGAGCGCGACGUCUUCCAACCAGUCCCGACAAUUGUUCCCCCAUAAUCACGCUCUCCCAUCCCAUCAUCGUCAGCGCAGUGCACUCACGGCUCGCCCGGGCCCCAUUUGUCCUGCCCUCGCACGCAUACGGUGAUGCAGGUCACGAACGUAGUACCAAUGCACGACGCGGAUUACAAGCGUCGACGCCCCUUCACCUUCAAAAUCCACCUCACAGGCGUAUGCCGUCGUCGCCUCCUCGUCCUCGUCGCCUCGUCCUCGUCGCCUCCUCGUCGCCUCCUCGUCGCCUCCUCGUCCUCGUCGCCUCGUCGUCGCCUCCUCGUCGUCGUACCUUCUCCGUCGUCGCCUCCUUUUUCGCUCCCGCCAACAACGCUAGCGCCGGUGCCUCGAUCCCGUUCCCGCCGAGCGGUCCUUGCUCAUCGUCGCCUCCCUGGAACGAGGUUACUUGAGUUGACUCAAAAGUCAGCUCCUUAGACGUACUUUUAGUAAGCACUUAGGAGAAGUACCCACCGUUGGAUGACUUCUGAAUCGACACGCGAUUCAGGAGUGCCGACCGUUGGAUUCGCACGGCAUUCUGCAGGCGACUUAAAAGGCGAUAUGAACCCGCUCGCCGCGAGUCACGGCUUGCUGUGCGCCAUAGUGCGCUAUGGGCCGUGGUCCGACGCUGCGCUCGUGUCGGCGGAAACCCUAGAGCGGCGGCGGCAGCGCCUGCUGGCGCUCGCGGACGAUCUGCGCGCCGUCGUUCCCUCCCCGUGCGUUGCGCUCGUGUCGGCGGAAACCCUGAGGCGGCUGCGCCAGCGGCGGCGGCUGCUGAGCCUCUCGGAAGAUCUGCGUGCUGUCGUGACGGACGGUGGCGAUUCGUGCGACGCGGACGACGCGGGCGAUGGCAGUGCGUGCGACAUUGGCGAUGUGGGUGACGUGGGCGACGUGGGCGACGAGGUGAGGGUUGAAUGCAGUGGGAGGGACGACGUGAGGGAUGGAGCAAAGGAAAGUGUAUUUUCGGACCCUAUGGCUGAAACUGACCCUGGGGGCACUGCUAGGGUCGAUUCUGAAUUCGUGGCUUAUAACGAGGCGGUAAAAUGGUUGGGAAGGGGAGUGGUUUUUGAGAGGAUAGGAGAACCGGACUCUAUGCAGCUGUCCGUGAUUAUAACGAAGAGAGAGUGGACUAGGACUAGGACAGGAGAGACGGCAGGGCAGGGUGUGAUAGUAACGAAGGAAGAAUUGGCAGGGGUUCAGGCAAGAACACGGACAGAUGAGAUGGAGCCGGAAUUGAGAGGGGUUGGGAGUGUGACUGUAGAGGGGGCAGUGGAGAACAGGAAGGCUACUCAGGGAGAGGGAGCGACUGUAGAGGGGAUAGAGGGGAACAAUGUGACAAAGAAGGGAGCUGGGUGUCCAACAGAAGCAGCUGUGGGGCAGGUUGACCGAGGCUGCCCAGAUGUGACGGUAGCGAAGGCAGGGGAGUUUGGCAGAGCAGCAGGGCGCCCGAUAGAAGCAGCUGGGAGUGGGAGGCAGGUUGAGCGAGUGGGUGUGUAUGAUACACUGAGUGCUAUAGCGAAGGCUGUUGUGAUUAGAAGCGAGUACAUGAUCGAGAAAGGAGACAGAGGUUACCAAGAUGUGACUGUAGCGGAGGCAGCAGGGGGGAACAUUAGAGCAGCAGGGGGGGACCGCACAGCAGCAGGGUGUGAGGUGGAUACUAAGCCGGAUCAUCGGAUGGGCCGGAUGCUCAAUGCAGUAAUAAAGGCCGUUGUUAUUAAGAGCGAGUAUGAGCGGGUAGAGCUGUCCAACGUUAUGCAAAGAGAAUCGCAUAAGGGUGGAGUGGUCAGCAUGAUACGGCAGGCAGUGUUCAUAAAAAGCGAAUACACAAAUGAGAGCAAGGUUUGCUGGAGGGAUAUAGAGAGCAUGGUGGCAGAUUCUCAGAGUGCGCAGAGCACGGCACGGAAUGUGAGAUCAGGGCAGCACACGAGCUCUGUGACGCGAGAUCAGGGGCGAGAUGAUGCGAGUUUAGAGGCGCCUCAGAGAUCCGCUGAGGUGCGAGUCGAUGCAGGGGAGAAGAGUGCGUCGGAGGACGUGGAUGCUAGUUGUGGUAGGGACGGGAGGGACGGUCUCUGCGGUGGGUGCAGUCAGGGGAGUGUUGCAAGGGUGCAGCAUCUACAUCACAUGGCACUGCUGCCCCCCUCGCAACUGCAGCAGAAGCAGCAGCAGCAGCAGCAGCAGUGGUUGGAGGAGGGGGAACAGAAUCGGUCGACGCAAAAGUGGCAGGGGUUGAAGGCACUAGCAGGGUCCAUCGGCAGUGCAGAUGCCACCUCCCGUGAACUAGCCAGUGCAGAUGGCACCUCUUUUCCAGUUGCCAUGUUCCCAAGAGCACUCCCCCAGAUGACCAGAAAUGACAUCUGGGAAGCCUUUGAGGGGAAUGGGAGGCAAGAAUCCAGCCAGGUGGCUGCCACAGUGAUGGGAGAAGCAGGAAUAGAGGAGAACACUGCAGAGCAGACCAAGGGAAUGGAAGAGUGCAGUGCAACAUGCGCAAUGGUGAGUGGCUUGCAGGGGCAGGGUUGGUCACUGUUUCCAUCUGACACUGGUCAAGAAGAGCAGGAAAUGCUGCAAGGCUUAAUUCGAAGAAUGGCGAUUAAAGAGGGCGGGAUGCUAGAGGAGAUAGUGAUAUGCACGUUGUGGGAUGAUAGGGAGGAGUAUAUUCCCCAGAUUGGAGAUCUGGUAUGGGAUGAUUUUGUCGACAGGCUUAUCGAGCCGACGGAGGAGUGCUUCCAAUUUUGCUACUGCCCGGGGGCUAUCAGUAGUGUGCAAUGACCUUGAAUAUGAGUGGGUUCUUUUUAUGUACCUUAUUGCAGAGGUAGUGUUUUGGUUUUGGACUGAUGUCAAAUAACAUAACAAUGUAGUU